This is a messenger RNA of Carassius auratus (goldfish), 1403 nucleotides long. RefSeq names its product transmembrane emp24 domain-containing protein 5. The record is from RefSeq and is a predicted model, not a curated record. The transcript is spliced from 4 exons. The coding region runs from base 107 to 784 and encodes 225 amino acids. Lineage: Eukaryota; Metazoa; Chordata; Actinopteri; Cypriniformes; Cyprinidae.
AAGUCAUAGCAUUUUCCAACUCGUUUGCUGAGCUGUCCCGAGCAGCUCCUGAAGUUUUCAGAAGAACUUUCAUCGGUUGUUUCUAAAGUUGUGUAAGUCUAGGGAGAUGCGGUGGAGUAUGGAGGUGCUGAGAGUGUGUGUGGCGUGUCUGUCGCUGUGUGUGUGUGUGAUCAGCGCGUUCUCUCAGUCUCUGGACGGUGACUUUACCUUCAGUCUCCCCGCCGGACGCAGAGAGUGCUUCUUCCAGACCAUGAAGAAAGACGCUUCGCUGGAGAUCGAGUACCAGGUUCUGGAUGGAGCGAGUCUAGAUGUGGACUUCUACUUACAGUCGCCCAGCGGUCACAUUAUAGCCACUGACCACAGAAAGUCUGAUGGGGUUCAUACAGUGGAAACAGAAGAGGGAGACUACAUGUUCUGUUUUGAUAAUACAUUCAGUGCAGUUUCUGAGAAGGUCAUUUUCUUUGAGUUGAUUCUGGACAAUAUGGGGGACGGCGAGGAAUUGGAAGACUGGAAAGCGUACGUACAGGGAGCAGACCUUCUGGACAUGAAGCUGGAGGAUAUCAUGGACACCAUCAACAGCGUGAAGUCUCGACUGGGAAAGAGUCUUCAGAUCCAGACUUUGCUGAAAGCCUUCGAAGCCCGCGACCGCAACCUGCAAGAUAGCAACUAUGAGCGGGUCAACCUGUGGUCAUGUACCAACCUUAUUGUCAUGGUGAUUGUAUCCGGGGUCCAGGUGUACUUGCUGCGCAGCCUCUUUGAUGACAAGAAAAAGACACGUACAUAGCUGCCUCUACUGCUACUGACUGAAAAACACAAACACACACACCCCUCUGUCUGUCUGUCCUUAACUCCUCCGUUUACUCCCAUUAAGUGUCCUUGGACUGAUAAUAGCUGGAGUCUCUCCUCCUCCACACCUUUUCAUGUCUCAAGACAAUCAUUUUCUACUUGACUAAGCCGAUAAAAUGAGAGCUGGAAGUUGAUCUCUAAGCUGCUGCUGUGUGACCGAUCUAACCCGUGUUAAAUCUAGAUUAUUAGACUAGUUUUGUGUUUUGUGUGAUGUUUAGUUACUGAAUUUUUCCAGGGACUGAUAAGAAUACACUGAUAUGUGGCACCUUUCGUAUUUUUGUAACAAACCAGCAAAGAAUUUUGAAAUGGCGCUAUUGUAAAGCGUUUAUGAGCCGAAUCUUGUCUGAUUAAAAUAUUGAGUGUUUAUUCAUAUGUUAACCACACCUACGCCCAUUUUCUGUUUGCUUUACCCAUCUGUUACUGAUAAUUUUAUGUAGAGACGCACCCAAUACAUUGAUGCUGUGUCCCUUUUCUUAACAAUUUUUAAUUGUAAUUUACAUUUUUUGUCUGGGUCUAUUUAUUUCAAAAUGCAUAAAAAAUGCAAUUCAUAACUAAAA